AUGGGGAGUCGCGAGCCAGACCAACCCAUGCGUUAUCCGCAGUAUGCUCAGCUCUCAAAGAGAGAAGUUACUUUUGAGCAGGGAUGGCCAGAACCUCUCUUAGGAAAAAUACCAGACAUAGCUCGAGCUGGGUUUUACUACAGGGGAGUGAAAGAUAACGCUACCUGUUUUCAUUGUGGAAUGACUUUAACGAAUUGGGAUCUUGAGGACAAUCCUUAUGCAGAACAUGCUUAUUGGAACCCCAAUUGUCCUUACAUCAAUCAGUAUAAAGGACGAAGCUGGGUGAUGGGUCUCAAUGAAAUCUACCUGUGUAAGAGAAUAAAGUUACCUGAUCCCAUAGGGGACAGCAUCCUGGUCUUAUUAGGACCCAGACAUCCCAAGUAUCGGGAAUUCAAAUGGAAAAUCAAAUAUGUCUUGGCUCAGCAAAGAGAGGGACCCGAAAGCACUUGGAUUCAAGGGAAAUGGAUAGAAAAAGCCGGAGAUUGUAUUAAAGAUUAUGGCAAGAAAGUGGUCCCAAAAGGAUACGACAUCAAAGACUGUGCUUGUGAAACACACUAUUUGUACAUGAGGAGAUCGUUCCCCAUACAAAAAGAACUGAAGAAAAGUUUUGAAUGUUUAUUAUUAUGA
Saccostrea cuccullata (small rock oyster) is the source of this 627-nucleotide messenger RNA. RefSeq names its product baculoviral IAP repeat-containing protein 7-B-like. The record is from RefSeq and is a predicted model, not a curated record. Gene Ontology annotation, molecular function: cysteine-type endopeptidase inhibitor activity involved in apoptotic process. The transcript has 2 exons. Gene Ontology annotation, biological process: negative regulation of apoptotic process; regulation of cell cycle. Bases 1 to 627 code for a protein of 208 amino acids. NCBI's taxonomy places the organism in Eukaryota, Metazoa, Mollusca, Bivalvia, Ostreida, Ostreidae. Gene Ontology annotation, cellular component: cytoplasm; nucleus.